Messenger RNA from Zalophus californianus (California sea lion), 3685 nucleotides. RefSeq names its product lipase G, endothelial type (gene LIPG). The record is from RefSeq and is a predicted model, not a curated record. Lineage: Eukaryota; Metazoa; Chordata; Mammalia; Carnivora; Otariidae. Gene Ontology annotation, biological process: lipid metabolic process. Gene Ontology annotation, molecular function: lipoprotein lipase activity; protein binding. The transcript is spliced from 10 exons. The coding region runs from base 155 to 1687 and encodes 510 amino acids.
AAUUAAAAUAUAUAAACGAUGCUCAGUAGGAGAAAAGUAAAGCAGAGGAGGAACAGGGUGUUGGUGGAGAAGGUGGUCAGGCUUUUCAUCUGUAGUCAGGCUUCCCUCACUGUGAAGUUGACCACCAAGCAAGGAACUGAAGGACGUUAAGAGAAUGAGCCAUGAGGGCACAUGGGUGAAGAACAAUCGUAAAGUCCCAGAGGCCGAACUGACCCAGGCUGAAAGUAGUAGGAAUGAAGCUGGAGAACUCUGGGGUCAGACCAGAUACUCAGAUGAGCGCCACAAGUCUGGGCAUAUACAGGUUGCUGCCAAAUCUGUGAGAUUCAACCUCCGCACCUCUGGGGACUCAGACCAUGAAGGAUGCUACCUCUCCCUGGGCCACAACCAGCCCUUGGAAGACUGUGGCUUCAACAUGACAGCCAAAACCUUUUUCAUCAUUCAUGGAUGGACGUUGAGCGGCAUGUUUGAAAGUUGGCUAUACAAGCUGGUGUCAGCCCUGCAGAUAAGAGAGAAAGAAGCCAACGUUGUCGUGGUUGACUGGCUUCCCCUGGCCCACCAGCUUUACACGGACGCGGUCAAUAACACCAGGGUGGUGGGACACAGUGUUGCAAGGAUGCUCGACUGGCUGCAGGAGAAGGAUGAUUUUUCUCUCGGGAAUGUCCACUUGAUCGGCUACAGCCUGGGAGCUCACGUGGCUGGGUACGCUGGCAACUUCGUGAAAGGCACGGUGGGCAGAAUCACAGGUUUGGAUCCUGCCGGGCCCUUGUUUGAAGGGGUGGACAUCCACAAGAGGCUGUCCCCUGACGACGCAGACUUUGUAGAUGUGCUCCACACCUACACACGUUCCUUCGGCCUGAGCAUCGGGAUUCAGAUGCCCGUGGGCCACAUCGACAUCUACCCCAACGGCGGUGACUUUCAGCCAGGCUGUGGACUCAAUGACGUCUUGGGGUCAAUUGCAUAUGGAACAAUCACGGAGGUGGUGAAAUGUGAGCACGAGCGGGCUGUACACCUCUUUGUCGACUCCCUGGUGAAUCAGGACAAGCCGAGUUUUGCAUUCCAGUGCACGGACUCAAAUCGCUUCAAAAAGGGGAUCUGCCUCAGUUGCCGGAAGAACCGGUGUAACAGCAUAGGCUACAAUGCUAAGAAAUCGAGGAGCAAGAGGAACAGCAAAAUGUAUCUCAAAACCCGGGCAGGCAUGCCUUUCAGAGUUUACCAUUAUCAGAUGAAAAUCCAUAUCUUCAGCUACAAGACGAUGGGAGAAAUCGAACCCAACUUUUAUGUCACCCUUUAUGGUACCAGUGCAGACUCCCAGCUUCUGCCUUUGGAAAUAGUGGAGCAGAUUGGGCUGAAUGCCACCAACACCUUCCUGGUCUACACCGAAGAGGACCUGGGAGACCUCCUGAAGAUCAAACUCACCUGGGAGGGGACAGCUCAGUCCUGGUACAACCUGUGGAAGGAGCUUCGAAGCUACCUGUCUCAGCCCCGCAGCAUUGAGCGGGAACUGAAUAUCAGGCGCAUCCGGGUCAAGUCGGGGGAAACUCAGCGGAGAUUAACUUUUUGUGUGCAAGACUUUGAGAACACCAGCAUCGCCCCUGGCCAAGAGCUCUGGUUCCACAAGUGUCGAGAUGGCUGGAGAAUGAAAAAUGAAACCAGGGUUCCCUACAGCCUAGCUGUGGAGCUUCUCUGAAGGGCCAGCAAGGCCCUCCCACCCCCGCCUUCCAGGGACACGGAGGAAAGUUACUGCUGAGGACCCACCUGAUGGAAGGACCCCUCUUGGCCUGGACCCUCGAGCCCCGGGAAGAGUCUUUGCUGGGCCCAAGACCUUACCUCUUAGGAUGGUUGGGACUUCUCGCCAGAGGGGACCACGCCCUGCUGUUCCUGCUGUUCCUGCUGCUCUAAAAUGGCUCUGACUCCAGACCUGUGUGCAAAGGGCCAAAGGCCCAGGGCCUCUUGUGCACCCCGGGCUGGCUUCUAAGUGACUGGAUGAGCCUGGGCUUUCCCUGAUAAGGAACACUUGUGGAAGUGCGUGGAAGGCUGUCAACUGCCUGACCUGACCUGAGAGGUGGGGAGAGGUCUCGCAUCAGGAUGGCAGAAUUGUGAUCUCAUUCCCCCGAACAGAGGGGAGUGAAGACCGGGGGUGGUGGCGAGGCCCUCACUGUUGGGGUUCUGUGGGCUGCACUGAUUAAUACUGGUUAUAUUUCAGACAUUCCAUCCUGCUCCCCAGCUCACUCUUUAAAGCACACAUCGUUGGCUUUCUCGGUUUUCCAUUGCUUAUUUUUUGAUUGAACAAAUGCUUAUUAAGCACUUAACCUUAAUUAGCACAUGGCAGUAGACGCAUUCGUAAACCUGUCCAGACUUGGAAUCUGAGGGGGUUGGGAUUUCUAGACUCCCUUCCAGUGUAGGUGAUCCAUGGAUAUACGUGUGAUGAAGGGCACGGGGGACACUGGGGGCUAAGGGUGUGAGAGUUGGGGAUCCUAGGCCUUCAGGGGUUUCAGCCAGUUCUGGAAGAGUGACACAUUUGAUUGCUUGCAUGGGAGCAAGCCGAGUGUCAUACAUGCUGGGGACAGACGGGUGGCCAACUGCCAAAUGGGAUUGCUUCAGAGCAGUAUCUCUUCUGCUUAGACAGAUAGAAGGCAUUUACAUAUCUGUUCUACAGAUCCGUUCACACAGAAACCAGCUCCUAUCAAACAGACCUGGCACUAAGAUUUAAUACAGUGCUUCUUCCUUCUUGGAAUACGCUCUUCUCAUACCCGUGCCUUCUCUGUGUUGAGCUCAGAAAAGAUUCCAAUUCUCUAUCUUGAUAUGAAUGAAUCUAUGUGAUAUCUGGGAAACGGUUUUAUACUUUUCCAAAGAUUUGCACGUGCAUCACCUAACUAGAGACUCACAACAGGAGGUGAGCAGGGCAGCUCAUGUCUCAUUUGACAACACUGAGGCUUCGUGAGUUCCGGCCACAUGCCUGGAAUGAUAUACCAAGUUGGUGGUGGAGUCAGGGGAUGACCCAGAUUUCCUGGAGGCAAGUCUGUGGUGUGCUCAUUUCUGCAACUUUAUCAAGAGGUCUAUAGCCUUUUCCCACCAGUAUACCCCAGAUGUGACAAACAAGGAAUUGUUUUUCAGAGCCAUCCAUAAAACCAUAAACCUUUCGUUAAUAUAUAACCAGGAAAACAACUGUUCCCAGAAGUUGGGCUUUUUAUGGAUGAGACUUAUUUGGAAGGAGAUGUGAUAUCAGGUUGCGGGAGAAGAGUGAUUUUCUCCGUAUUUAGGUUUUUAAAGGACGUAGUCUUAAUCUGUAUUGUGCCAAAGCUGAAUCAUUGUUCAAUGCCAAACUUUCUAAGACAUAACCAGUCAAGUCUUAAUUCUAGGUAUUUUCUUAAAUUGUGUGCUUCCUCUGUUGCUUCCGUGAAUGGUUUCUAGCCAAAGUGCAGCCUGUGUUGUUGACUGUGCAUCCCAAUUACUUCUGACUUCUAUUUUUGGUAAUGGAAGACUUUGGAAUCAAUUCCUCAGUGGGUCUUGUAUUUAUACAUUUGGUUUGAAGCCUUAUUUGUAUAUAAUGAUGCUUUUUUUUUUAACACUUAGAACACUAUUUAUUUCUCAAGUGUAUAUAAUGUAUAAAAACAAAUAUAUGGCUAGUUUUUAUUUUCAAAUUAACCAAUUUUGAGAUUGAAAAUUUUUAAUAGUAAAAUAAUAA